Molecule: messenger RNA, 2538 nt
Organism: Anastrepha obliqua
Lineage: Eukaryota; Metazoa; Arthropoda; Insecta; Diptera; Tephritidae
Gene: Cnb
Product: centrobin
Exons: 7
Coding region: 222-2384 (720 amino acids)
Biological process (GO): centriole replication; regulation of cilium assembly; mitotic cytokinetic process
Cellular component (GO): centriole; centrosome
Source: RefSeq, a predicted model, not a curated record
GGGAAGGCGCUUCGGUUACUAAAGUUAUAAUGGCGGCUGAUGGCGGUGUUGGCAUCGCACAACAAAUUGUACAGUGAAAUCUAGCUAUUUGCUACGAAAUACAACAAAGCGAAAUUGUAAUAAAAUUAAUUAAUUACUUUGGUGUCCGCAAGUUUGUUUACUUCAAUUAUUUGAAUUUACAAAUUAGUAGUUUGAUAGAAAACCCGCGUUAACGGCGUGUAAUGAGUGAUUCGGAUGAUACUGAUAUUUUGCUGUUAAUACCACCAAAUUACUUUGCCACUGCUACGCCCGAGGAAUUGAAAGAGUUUCACACAAUUAAUUCGGCUGCAAUUAGUCCAAUAACUGCAGUUAAUUGGAAUGAAAUAUUUUUGAAUGUAUCAAAUAGUGAUACACCUCAUUCAGAGAAACAUCGUCAUUCAAUGGAUGUAAAUCUUACAGAGUCUAAAAAUUAUAUGGAACCCGCAACUCAGAAAACUCUUGAUGUGCUAGCUGCAAAUAGAAGCGCUGAAUUGAAAGAAAUUAAUUCGCGUUUGAAAGUAAUGGAACGUGAAAAAGAUUACCAUUUUAUAGCACCUUCUGAUAUAUCUACGAUAUCAAAUAGCACACAAGCAGAGCGCAAUAAAAGGGAGGGUCUGGUUCACUCUACCCCAAAAUGCUUGCCUGGUACUGAUCGGCUUUAUAAUAACGACGCUGGAAGUAUUUUAACAGAGAUUGAUCAUUUUUUGGGUGACCGAAAUCGAGAGCAAGUAACUAAUGCAUGUUCAAUUUCAAAUCAGCAAGUUCCGGACAAUUCAGUUGCAAAUGAAAAAACACAGACCACAAAAGAUAAUCGUUAUCAAUUAACUUAUCCAGAAAUGAGAGCGACUCUAUGUGCAGAUACGAAUCUAAUUAGUUUAAGUGAGAUCUGGGGCAAAAGCGGGCAGGGAACUGCUAUUUCUUGCACUGCUCCACAACAUUCCGUGCAUGUAGAAGAGCAACUUCGGCGCCAGCAUCUUGAGCGCACCGUACAUUCAUUACAGACGCGUCUUCUAGAGUAUCAACAAAGGUUGUCGGUGGCCAUAGAAGUAGAUCGUGCCAAAGAUGCAGCAAUCUGCAAUGCGCAAUCCGUUUGUAAUGGAUUAGAUGCAGAAGUUCAUCAAUUGCGAGAAAAUGUAGCAACACUGAAGGCAGACAAGGCAGAGUUUAACAUUAAAAUGGAAUCACUUCAAAAAGAAUUGGCGCAAGCUGUAAAUUUAGUAACUAAAUUUCAGGACAAAAGUGAGAAGCUGGAAAAUGAGCUCAUGACCUCAUCCAAGAAGACUAAUGAAUGUACUAAUAUGUAUAAGCAACAAAUAGAGGAGCUUGAGGUGAAGAUUCAUGGGUUCAAAAGAUCGGAGGAAUUUGCUACAAACGAAUUGAAUAAAUUUAAAGAUAAACUUGUGAAAGUGGAUUAUCUAAAUGAAAAGCUCAAAACACGCUGUGAUGAUUUGGAGAAAGAUUGCGCUACAUUGAGAAAUCAAAAAGAAAUAUUGCAAGAGCUUCAACAAAAGCAAAAAUCCCGCGCCGAUACGUUAGAAACCCAGAAAAAAUCUUUGCAGGAAAAAGUAGUAAAUCUAUCAGAAAGUGAAAUGAGUUUAAAGAAAAAAAUGGAGCUUCAACAGAAAACUCUAAAAUCCCAUUACCAGCAGCAGCUAGAAAAUGCUGUUGAACAGAAAAUGAAAGAGUUUCAACAGCAGUUGGAUAAGAAUGAAGAAAUACUAAAACUGGAAGCACGUGAACGUGAACGUUUAAUCGCUGAGCGGGCCGUCAAGCAAAUAGAACUUAUUAACGAAAAAAAUGAGAUGGAACUCAAUUUACUGCAAGAAAAACAUAAAGAAGAAGUGGAGUUGUAUCGCAUUCAACUUGCGAAUGCCUCCAAGAAAAUUGAAGACCUAAAUAACAAAUUGAGCGCUUAUAAAGCCAAAAGAGCUGUUAUAGCGGAAAAACUACAUGAUGUUAUGGAAGACCAGUGGCAGAAAGCGCUAGAAAUUUUAACGUCACCAAGCAAUCAAUCGCAGCAAAUAAGUAAUAAUAAUACAGACUGUGAAUCCAUGGUAAAUAAUGAGAAUGAUGCAUGUAAAGACGAAAGAUAUUUUGAAACACCCAAAAAGGAUAAAGUGCGAGAUAGGAUAUUGAGAAUUAAAGAAAAUAAUCUAAAUAAUGUCAACGAGCGGAAAGCUUCACCAGAACCAAUUGACAGACUGCAAGCAUAUAUUGAACUGCUACUUAGCAAGUCACCCAGUGAAUUUGAUAAAUUGGAUGAAAUUUUAGCGCUGGCUAAUAAGUCCAAGAUGUCGACAUUGAAUACUAAAUUGGAUAAAUCUGAUAAACGUUUGAAUUGCUGCAAACCACCUUGGCGCGGAUGAAAAACUUUUAUAAGAGUGUUAUACACCCAUCAAAGUACAAAGUUUAACCACAUCCGCAUUAUUGAAACGAGUUUGUUCGUGAUCAUGUCGGGAAAAGUUUUUGAAAAACGAAAUUCAACCUAUAUUGCAUAAAAAGUAUUUAAUCCUAUACUAA